This is a messenger RNA of Aspergillus alliaceus, 4351 nucleotides long. Its product is annotated as a-pheromone processing metallopeptidase Ste23. The transcript is spliced from 4 exons. Gene Ontology annotation, molecular function: metal ion binding; metalloendopeptidase activity. Gene Ontology annotation, cellular component: cytosol; mitochondrion. Gene Ontology annotation, biological process: peptide catabolic process. Lineage: Eukaryota; Fungi; Ascomycota; Eurotiomycetes; Eurotiales; Aspergillaceae. The record is from RefSeq and is a predicted model, not a curated record. Bases 565 to 4068 code for a protein of 1167 amino acids.
GGCAAUCUUACCUAGCUAUAAUUCCUAUUGUGGAAAAGCGAAUGUUUUGCCUAACAGGUGUAAAUAAGUCAUAUCAGCCUAAACAAGAGCAUGAACGGUAGAAAAUACACCGCCUGGCUACCUGCAGAUUCAUGCACGUUCUAACCUUCUAAGAGAGAGCCUGUUAUUGUUAGGUGUUUAGUGAGUCUGUAUGUUAUUCUUUGAGAAUCCCCUUGACAAUACCCAAUGGAUCACGGUGCAAGUAUACCUAGUAUUCAAGAAGAAGCGUUCACUCCAAAGAUACGCCUGGAAAUCUGAGAGUAAUCUUCAUUUCCUCACCGCCUUGCCAUUAAUCAUCAUCCAAUGAUUAUCAUUUAAUGUGUCGUGAUUGUUUCCAUUUUUUCUCCCAAUCUCUUCUUUGUAUUUGAUAUUCCCUGCACAUAAUUCAAGUUUCCUUGUGUGGUUUCUUUACGUGAAAAUACAUCUUUUCCUAACCGACGUGGGCCGCAUUGACCCGGUGGCCACAUUCAUAAGUUCGGUUCGCCGGCAGCUCGAGCGGCUUCUGACGAUAAUCCCGUUCUCUGCAUGUCUCCAAGGUCCUCGUCCUCUGCAGCUCUCCGCUUGUGCAACGCCAGGAGACCCUCACUUUUUUCUCCAGCUUAUCGCUCCAUUGCAAAUUCCGGUGCCCUUGCGUCGAUCGCCCCUCCACCGAUUUCCCCACGGUACUUCUUACAGCGCUCUUGUUGGUGGUCUCGCGUGCGCACCGACGACAACUCUCAUUCUGUGUCGUUUCGUGCCCCAUUCUCUACCCGAACCACAACCAUGGCCUCGAUAGAACGAACCACGGAGCAUUUAGAGAAGCCGGAGCUGGAUGAUCGGUCGUAUCGCGUUAUUCGCCUUCCAAAUAAGUUGGAGGCCCUUCUUGUGCAUGACCCUGAUACAGAUAAGGCCAGCGCGGCCGUCAAUGUCAAUGUAGGGAAUUUCUCAGACGCAGAUGAUAUGCCAGGAAUGGCUCAUGCUGUUGAACAUUUGCUCUUCAUGGGAACAGAAAAGUAUCCGAAGGAAAACGCAUACAACCAAUAUUUAGCAUCCCAUUCUGGCUCGUCCAACGCUUACACUGCUGCCACAGAGACAAACUAUUUCUUUGAAGUUUCUGCUACCUCGGAGUCGAGUGACGGGUCGUCGAGUGGCAAAUCCACCCCGACGAGCGGGAAAGCCACUAGUGAGCAGACGGAUGGCUCUGAAUCGCAGCUUAGUAGUGAAUCGUCUCCUCUAUAUGGCGCGCUUGAUCGCUUCGCGCAGUUUUUCGUGUCGCCGCUUUUCCUAGAGUCGACGUUGGACCGCGAGUUGAGGGCGGUGGAUUCUGAGAACAAGAAGAACCUCCAGAGCGACUUGUGGCGCUUGAUGCAGCUGAACAAGUCGCUCUCCAAUCCUGCACAUCCCUACCACCAUUUCUCUACCGGAAACCUGCAGACGUUAAAGGAGGAUCCACAAAACCGCGGGCUGAAUGUUCGCGAUGAAUUCAUCAAGUUUUAUGAGAAGCAUUACUCAUCCAAUCGGAUGAAGUUGGUAGUUUUGGGGCGUGAAUCAUUGGAUGAAAUGGAACAAUGGGUUGGGGAUCUCUUUGCUGGUGUAAAGAAUAAAGAUCUGCCACAAAACCGUUGGGACGACGUUCAGCCUUGGUUAGCCGGCGAUAUGUGUAAACAGGUCUUUGCCAAGCCUGUGAUGGACACUCGUUCUCUCGACAUCUACUUCCCCUUUCUAGAUGAGGAGUUUAUGUAUGAGUCCCAACCAAGCCGAUAUAUCAGUCACCUGAUUGGCCACGAGGGACCCGGCAGUAUCCUGGCUUAUGUGAAGGCAAAGGGCUGGGCAAACGGCCUAUCUGCUGGUGUCAUGCCCAUUUGCCCCGGGUCUGCCUUCUUUACCGUCUCGAUUCGGUUGACAAAGGAAGGUUUACGGCAGUAUCGUGAAGUCGCGAAGGCGGUGUUUGAGUAUAUCGCCUUGAUUAAGGAACGGGAGCCUGAGCAGUGGAUCUUUGAGGAAAUGAAGAACCUCGCCGAAGUCGAGUUUCGGUUCAAACAGAAGACGCCUGCUAGUAGAUUUACCAGUCGCUUGAGUAGCGUUAUGCAGAAGCCACUACCCCGAGAAUGGUUGCUCAGCGGCUCGCUCUUGAGAAGCUACAACCCGGAGUUAAUCAAGAAGGCACUGUCAUACUUGCGGGCUGAUAAUUUCAGAAUGAUUGUCGUUGCUCAAGACUAUCCGGGAGAUUGGAACCUCAAGGAGAAGUGGUACGGCACGGAAUAUAAGGUUGAGGAUGUUCCUAAAGACUUCUUGGCUGAGAUUCAAAGAGCCUUGGGCAGUACCCCUGAAACCAGACUCUCUGAUCUACAUAUGCCUCAUAAGAACGAAUUCGUCCCCACUCGACUCUCUGUGGAGAAAAAGGAAGUGUCGGAGCCAGCAAAGACCCCGAAGCUCAUUCGCCAUGACGAUCAUGUCCGACUCUGGUUCAAGAAGGAUGACCGGUUUUGGGUGCCUAAGGCCACUCUCCAUGUCACUCUCCGGAAUCCACUGGUGUGGGCCACUCCUGCAAACCUUGUGAAGUCGAAGUUCUAUUGCGAGCUCGUCAGAGAUGCGUUGGUGGAAUACUCCUACGAUGCAGAACUUGCAGGAUUGGAUUAUCACCUCUCUGCGAGUAUCUUUGGGCUUGAUGUGUCGGUGGGAGGAUACAACGACAAAAUGGCAGUGCUUCUAGACAAGUUGCUCACUAGCAUGCGGGAUCUGGUCGUCAAUCCGGACCGGUUCCAUGUCAUCAAGGAACGUUUGUCGCGAGGAUAUAAGAACGCAGAGUAUCAGCAGCCAUUCUAUCAGGUUGGCGACUACACCCGGUAUCUGACUGCCGAGAAAGCAUGGCUCAACGAGCAAUAUGCUGCCGAGCUGGAGCAUAUUGAGCCCGAGGAUAUCUCCUGCUUCUUCCCCCAACUGCUCCGCCAGAACCAUAUCGAGGUGUUAGCACAUGGUAACGUGUAUAAAGAGGAUGCUCUUCGAAUGACAGAUUCUGUGGAGACCAUUCUUAAGAGCCGCCCUCUGCCCCAGUCUCAGUGGCAUGUGAGGCGUAACGUGAUCAUCCCUCCUGGGUCCGACUAUAUCUACGAGCGGACACUCAAGGAUCCGGCGAAUGUCAAUCACUGCAUAGAAUAUUACCUGUUUGUUGGGAACAUCACGGACGACGCUCUCCGGGCGAAACUGUUGGUAUUUGCUCAAAUGACGGACGAGCCUGCAUUCGACCAACUUCGAAGCAAAGAGCAGCUUGGGUACGUGGUUUGGAGCGGUGCACGUUAUUCUGCCACGACGAUCGGGUACCGAGUCAUUAUCCAGAGCGAGCGCACUUCUCAGUACUUGGAGUCCAGAAUCAACGCAUUUCUGAGCAGCUUUGGCAAGUCCCUAGAGGAGAUGUCCGAUGAAGAAUUCGAAGGCCACAAACGGAGUGUCAUCAAUAAGCGUCUAGAGAAGCUCAAAAAUCUGGGUUCUGAGACCACUCGUUUCUGGACUCAUGUUGGUUCUGAGUAUUUCGACUUCCUGCAGAACGAAUCCGACGCUGCCAACGUCCGGUCUCUGAGCAAAUCCGACCUUGUCCAAUUUUACGAAGAGUUUAUAAACCCUGAAUCACCCACGCGGGGUAAACUUUCUGUCCAUCUGAAAGCUCAAGGAGGUACGGAUACAACAGAGCCAAACAAGCAGAAGUUAUUAUCGCUUCUUACCAAACAGUUGGAGUCUGCCGGGCUCGCUUUCGAUAAUGAUCACUUGAAGAUCGCAGUUGAAAAGCUUGAUGUCUCAGCUGGCAAUGAAGACCAGAUCUUGACCGCUCUUAAGGUAUUCCUUGGUUCUGAGGUGAAUCUGUCCGAGGAGCAAAUGAAGCCGGUUCUCGAGCAGGCCGAACAAAACAUUGCCUUGCAUCUGAAGCAGGGCGGAAAGAAGCACCCAACCUACAUCACUAAUGUCCCUGAGUUCAAGGCACGUCUUGCUGUUAGCGCUGGCCCUAGCCCAGUGACGGACUUAAGCGAAUAUGAGGACUUCGAUGCCAAGCUGUAAGAGCGGAUUUCAAGAUCUGGUUGUUAUUUCUUUUUCUUUCUCUCAAACAUGAUCACUCCGCAUAGAUUCAGCAUUGAAGGCAUGGGUGUUGGGGUGGGUGGCGGUUUGGGGUUAUCGGAGGCAUGAAGUAGAUAGAUCCGUUUAGAGAGCAAACAAUCCGUCUUGGAUUUGAUAUUUUCUUUUUCCCUACUUGAUGAACAUCCCGGCCACCAUCCAAAUAAUAUGUAUCAUGCAAGGAAAGUACAGAUACCUUGUUAUCGUAUAGAAGGAUGCAAACUAGACG